Fusarium mangiferae is the source of this 882-nucleotide messenger RNA. RefSeq lists its product as uncharacterized. Gene Ontology annotation, molecular function: mRNA binding. The record is from RefSeq and is a predicted model, not a curated record. Lineage: Eukaryota; Fungi; Ascomycota; Sordariomycetes; Hypocreales; Nectriaceae. The transcript is spliced from 3 exons. The coding region runs from base 1 to 882 and encodes 293 amino acids. Gene Ontology annotation, cellular component: mRNA cleavage and polyadenylation specificity factor complex. Gene Ontology annotation, biological process: mRNA 3'-end processing.
AUGUCGACGAGACCACCCUCUCGCGUCGUCUUUGUCGGCAAUAUUCCUUAUGGCUUGACCGAAGAGCAAAUUACCGACAUUUUCAGCAGCGCAGGCAAAGUCGAGCGAUUCCGCCUUGUGUAUGAUCCCGAGACUGGACGACCUAAAGGAUUCGGCUUCGCAGACUACCCAGAUACCGAUUCUGCGUCGUCCGCUGUGCGCAACCUGAACGAUUUCGAGAUCAUGGGACGAAAGCUUCGCGUCGAUUUCAGCAACGACCAAAAGAGUGGCGAUGACGACAAGGACCCAGCCAUAUCUAACUACAACCCGCAUGUCUCCAAUGGCGCAGCUCCCAGCUACAAUGCUCAGCCGAGCACUCUUCCUCCUCUGCCUGCUGGAAAGGAGCUUCCUCACGGUGUCUCUUGCGCGGACGCUAUUUCACGAACGCUCGAAACCCUUCCUCCCCCUCAACUCCUCGAUAUUCUCUCGCAGAUGAAGACACUUGCCAGCAGCGAACCGCAGCGCGCCACCGAGCUCCUCCAACAAGCGCCUCAGCUGGCCUACGCUGUGUUCCAGGCUCUUCUCCUCAUGGGGCUCGUUUCUCCCGAAGCCAUCCAGUCUGUCGUUGAGCCUGGAGCUCCCCCCGCUGCGUUCCCUCCUGCGCCCAUGCCUAGCUACCCGGUUGCGAGUAACACCCCUCCUGUUGCUGCUAUGCCUUAUCAGGCACCGCCUCAGCCCUAUGCUGCCGCUCCUGUCGCGGCUCCUGCACAAGCUGCGCAGGAUCCCGAUACUUUGAUGCGCGCAGUGAUGGAACUCCCCCAGGCCCAAAUUGACAUGCUUCCUGAGGCAGAGAGGCAACAAAUUUUGGCUCUCCGUGCUACGUUUGCUGGACAGCGAAGGUAG